Messenger RNA from Neolamprologus brichardi, 542 nucleotides. RefSeq names its product olfactory marker protein a (gene ompa). Lineage: Eukaryota; Metazoa; Chordata; Actinopteri; Cichliformes; Cichlidae. The record is from RefSeq and is a predicted model, not a curated record. Gene Ontology annotation, biological process: signal transduction; sensory perception of smell.
CAGCAUCCAUCCACACAGGCAGGCUCUUCCUUUCUGUUUAUCCCAGGAAUAAAACCUUAGAGAUGGACGCUGAUGAGGCCAAAUCUCCCUCCAACACGAUUGUGCUGGAGUUCAAAGAAGACACCGCGCUGACAGAGAUGAUGCGCCUUCGCGUGUCCUCCCUGCAGCGGUCAGGGCAGAAGCGUCAAGACGGCGAGCGUCUGCUUCUGCCCUACGAGGCCGUGUGUCGGCUGGACUUCGCCAUCCAGGAGCUGAACUUCUCCCGCUGGUACUUCUCCCUCUCCGGCUACGGCCGCGUCACCAUCACUGGUAUCUGCCAGCACUGGACCCCCGACCUCACCAACCUGAUGACCCGGCAGCUGCUGGAGCCCAUUGGAACAUUUUGGCGUAAUGCCGGUGACCCCGAGGACUCGCAGCUCAAGUGCCUGGAGGCGGAUAUGCAGGAAUUCGGCGAAAGGAUUGCAGAGCUCGCCAAAAUAAAGCUCCAGAGUGUGAUCAAAGUGGUGGGUGGGCUCUUUAGUUUUUUGAAAGAAGCCAAAUGA